UCAUCAUGCCACUUUCAUAGCCUGGUGCACUUUCUACGCUGGAGAAUCAGGAGUGAUCUCACAUGCACCUCCAAACAGUUUUUUUUUUCCUUGUGAUUUUUAAGGGAGAUUUUAUUUAGAGGCGGCGCUUGUUGGCUUCAGAGUAGCGUCGUAACGACACUUUUUUCCCCCAGUCCCUGUUAAAAGAGUUAGACCAGGGCCAGAGUUGGUGCUGGGGGGUCGCUUAUAGCUUUAGUAAUUUCCUGGGGGGUAAUUGCUGCGUUUUUUUUUUUUUUAAAUCCCAGAAGAUUUUUCUAUUUCAUUUUAUUUUUUAUUUUUAAUAUUUUUUCUACUUCUUUUGAAUAUCGCCACUCUCUCUCUCACUCUCUCACUCUUUAAGAUCUGAUACCCCCUUCGAGAUUUUUUUCCCUUUCAGACCAUGAACAAACUAUAUGUUGGGAAUUUAAGUCCUUCGGUCACUGUCGAGGACUUGAAGCAGCUCUUUGGGGAGAGGAAGCUGCCAGUGGCCGACCAGGUCCUACUGAAAUCCGGCUAUGCUUUUGUGGACUUCCCCGACCAGAACUCGGCCAUAAAGGCUAUAGAGACUCUUUCUGGUAAAGUUGAAUUACACGGAAAGGUGAUAGAGGUAGACUACUCUGUUCCCAAAAAACUAAGGAGUCGGAAGAUCCAGAUCCGGAACAUUCCCCCUCAUCUACAGUGGGAGGUUUUGGACGGCCUUCUAGCUCAGUAUGGUACUGUAGAAAACGUGGAACAAGUGAACACUGAUACAGAAACAGCAGUGGUGAAUGUUACGUACGCAACCAAGGAGGAAGCUAAAGUAGCCAUUGAGAAGUUAACAGGACACCAGUUUGACGACUACUCCUUCAAAGUGUCAUAUAUUGUGGACAUGGAUGCUGCUCCGCCCGACCAGGCUCCCCGCUCGCGGCGCGGGGCUCGGUCGUCCAGGGACCAGGACGCCUCUCAGCCUGGGCCCUCGGGAGAAUUUGGGGCUUCACGCGCGAGACAACACGACUUCCCCCUGCGCAUGCUCGUGCCUACUCAGUUUGUGGGAGCCAUCAUCGGCAAGGAGGGCCUCACCAUCAAGAAUGUCACCAAACAGACACAGUCCAAGGUGGACAUUCAUCGGAAGGAAAAUGCAGGUGCAGCAGAAAAGCCCAUCACUAUCCACUCAACUCCAGAGGGCUGCUCCUCCGCCUGUCGCAUGAUCCUGGACAUCAUGCAGAAGGAGGCCAAUGAGACCAAGACGACGGAGGACAUCCCUCUGAAAAUCCUCGCCCACAACAGCCUCGUGGGCCGGCUGAUUGGGAAGGAGGGUCGCAACCUGAAGAAGAUUGAGGAGGAGACAGGGACCAAGAUUACCAUCUCCUCGUUACAAGAUUUAACCAUUUACAACCCUGAGAGGACCAUCACGGUGAAGGGCAGCUUGGAGGCGUGUUGUAAAGCCGAGGCGGAGAUCAUGAAGAAACUGCGGGAAGCCUACGAGAAUGAUAUUGCUGCUAUAAACCAACAAGCUAACCUGAUCCCAGGCUUGAACCUGAACGCUCUGGGCAUCUUCUCCUCUGGUCUGCCGGUGCUGCCCCCUGCUGCUGGACCACGCGGGGCAGUGCCCCCUGUGGCACCAGCAGGAUACAACCCAUUCUUAAGUCACUCUUCACAUCUCAGUGGCCUGUACGGGGUUCCUCCAGCAAGUGCCAUCCCCCACCAGCACUCACAACAGGCUCAAGAGCAGGAGGUUGUCUACCUCUUUAUUCCAACUCAGGCAGUCGGGGCCCUGAUCGGCAAGAAGGGCCAGCACAUCAAACAACUCGCCCACUUCGCUGGAGCUUCCAUCAAGAUUGCCCCAGCUGAGAACCCAGAUGUUACAGAGAGGAUGGUUAUCAUUACUGGAACCCCAGAGGCUCAGUUUAAGGCCCAAGGUCGGAUAUUUGGGAAGCUGAAAGAGGAGAACUUCUUCACAGCGAAGGAGGAGGUCAAACUGGAGACACACAUCAAGGUUCCCUCAACUGCAGCCGGCAGGGUCAUCGGUAAAGGCGGCAAGACGGUAAACGAGCUGCAGAACCUUACGAGUGCUGAGGUCAUCGUACCGCGGGACCAAACUCCAGACGAGAACGACGAGGUCUUUGUGAAAAUCAGUGGGCAUUUCUUUGCCAGCCAGACUGCACAAAGGAAGAUCCGGGAGAUCAUUCAGCAGGUCAAACAGCAGGAACAGAAACACCAGCAUGGCGCCGCCGUGUCACCACACCACUCCAAGUGACCAGUGGGGUGGCUUCAGCGGGCGCCAGCCAAUGAAUGUAGCCCUCCCAAACGGACAGAGACCUACCCAGACAAAGGCCAAGGCCAAGGGGGACAUGCAGGGCAGACCAGCAGCACCGAUCUAAACCAAAGAACUUCACUAUGGGGGAAACAAGUGAGAGCCAAAGGCUGAGGGCAUUGUGUGCACUGCCAGCCCUGUGAGAGCAGAUAGAGUGGGAGAAACCGUACUGAUAUAAUAUAAUAAAAAGACCAAAAAAAAAUCUUUAAGAAAGGUGGAAACUGUUGUCUUCGCAGUUAAAAAGGCAAACAGGAAAUAGUAUGUCGCCCUGCAUAAUGUUAUCUCUUAAGUUGGACUAACAUAGGCCUAACAAAUGGAUAAAGCAACUGUAUUAACACGAGAGUAUACGAGGCAUCGUGAUUGAUAUUUUGAGUUAGAAACGAGAGCGAGUGACAAUGGACACCUUCUCUCACCAGAGUUUGAGAUGAUAUUCAGAUUGCGAGAUUAUCCUUAGCAGUAUUAAUACAGAGUAGAAAAGUAUAUUGAUACACACUGAGAGCACGCACUGUUUUUUUUCCUAUCAAAAUGACAGUGCGGCUCGGUGUAGUUUUUAAUAUUUCGCUUGUUCCAGAGAUUGAUUGGGCUGUGGCAGCCACAUAAAGCGGUUUCCUUUGUUUGUUCACAUUAUAGGCCACUGAAAUCAAAAAGAAAACCCCUAUAAGUAAAUAUGGUGAAUGGUUCUGAGUCUUUGUAAUGAGCCUGUGUGUGUGCCAACGCAAAAGAUAACUUCCCUUUGAAAUGUCUCUCACCAUUCAUAGCUGAUGCUACACUUUUCCUUUUUUCUUCUUCUUUCUUUUCUGCUAAUUUCUGCUUCACUUUCUCAUCACUCUCUCUCAUCUGGCAUUUCGUUUUUUUAAUAGGAUAAAAAUAUUUGUUGUCGAGAAACACUUUUUUUUUCUGUAGCCUUUUGAUAACAUUGAACUGACUGCCACUUUCGCUCAACAGAGGUUAAAUGCCACAGAGGGAUUUAUUUUAUUUUAUGUUACCAGUAAACUGGUAUCACUCACCCAUGCUGUAGCGUAGACUAUAUCUACAGUCAUGCUUGUUAUCCUGACAUAUUAAAAAAAAUCAAAAGGGAUGUCUCUAGAGGCAUUUUCCUUCACGACCAGAGCAAAAAAAUUGACGUCUUAAAAAAAAAACAAAGGUGCACCAAUCAUUUUGAAUGUGCACCACCACACACGCUCUACCUUAUGAGGACAUCACGAGGCCCCACACAACCUGUGAGCUGAGGGCCCAGAAAGGGGAAAGGUGGGGUGGGUGUGUGGGUGGGUGCAGACUCAUGGUGUGUGGAGUGGCAAUGAGGCAAUGUUUUUUUGGGGGUUAGAGGGUGGGGGUGGUUUUUGGGGUUAUGGGGGAGGCACUGUAUGACCUGUGGUACACACACAACCGCAAACGUGACCGCAGCCGCGUUUGGCUUUAACCCUCUCUUGUCAGGGAGCUUUCUAAAAUGGCAUGACAGCUGUGAAUGUACGAUAUGCAGCCUUUUUAGAAAUAUCACCCCUGCCGUGUCCAGCAGGCCGGGCCAGAGGCACAGACACACAGAUUGUCAUUCUCACUCUCGCUCUUUUUCUUUCAACUUUUCCUUUUUUCUGUUUAACAUUUUGGCGAGCUGGCCGGCCGGCCUGCGAGCACGCUGGACACGCAGGUCCCCGGUGUCCCCUUUGUGCUUUACUUUGGAGACCGUGGAAGCUUGUUGCCUUAAUUUGUCACCUUUCAGACAUCACCCAUCAGCUUCAUCUUCCAGACGCAAGGUUAUUGCCAAUACGCAAAGCUUCCUUCCGUGUGUGUGUGUGUGUGUGCGUGUGUGCAUGUGUGUGUGUAUAUAUAUAUAAAAAGAGAGAGUAAUAUUUAUGAAUCUAUUUUUUUCCUAUUUUGUGAUGAGAGCUAUUGAUAAGAAACAAAAAGAAAACAAAGUCCUUUUCUUUUUUUCCUCAGUGGGACACUGCCAUAUUGUUUUGAAGGGAAGUGUUUAUUUUCUUGAAAACUAGACUAUGAAUAAUAAUAUAAAUAAAAACCUGAAAAAAUAGGAGAACAGUAAAGUGAACCACCGCGUUAACUUUGGUCAGGAUGUGAACAGUGCGCAUGUCAGUAUUGUGAUCUACCUCAGGCUUCAGGGUACCUCAGUCCAAUCUUUCAUUUCCCCUUUUUCCACAUUUUGUAUGCCUUGUUAACAGAUCAUUUUGAGCGUUUUUAAUUUUCUUUUUUAAUAAAAAAAAAGAACAAGAGAAAAGAUCUACAGUAAAUCUCUAAACUCUUCAGGUCCAGCCGACUAGUGAAACUUUGUAAACCGUAGUCAACUCUGUUGGACUGUCUUUGCCUGGACGCCAUACAACCUCUUAAUGAUACACGUCAAAGGAUUUCCAAGUCCAUUUUUCUGCUAGAAAGGAAUGAAGAGCAGGAUCUAGGGGGUACAUACCUGCCCGAAGUGGUUCUGAAUGUGGAUGUUGUGUACUGAUUUCACCAUCAAAAGAAAGAAAAGGAUACAAGUCAGUUGAUAGAAAACAGAAAUGAACCAACUGUACCUCCUGUUUUUCCCAACUGUACCUCCAGGUUUUUUUUGGUUUUUUUUAGACUUUUAAAAAAACAAACAAAAAAUGAAGUUUAUUCACUUGUGAAAAAAAAACAAAAACAUUUUUAACAACCCAAUUCAAUCUUACCAGCUCUGUUUGAUAACAGCAUACUCUGGGGUUGAUUUGAAGAAAAACACGAAGCUGCAAAAAUACACUGACAGGACUCUUGAACAUGGUGUAAAAUCCUAGUCUUCUGUGUAGAAUGUAGAACAACUCUAGUCUAGUCGUUGAAAUGUCACUGUGUACGACAAGAUAACUGUAUAUCUGUAAACAUGUACAAUAGAGUCACACAUGAAUGCAUCGUUUUCUGUCUCUCUAUAACACUUACCAGUCUGCACCUGCGUUGUGAGAGAUGGUGGGAGAUGUUUAGAGUGUCACAGCUUCCCUCAAAACUGACCUCUAAAUGGUUUUCUCAUCAAAUCUACCGAAUUUAUUUUAAAUUUUUUUUGUGCUGUACAUUUCAGAAUUACCUCUCAGAAUCCAAGGCUGACUUUAGUAACUAAAACCGAUGUAGGGAAAAAAAGAAUUAAAUAAAUGUAUGAUGAUAGUGAAAGUUAGUGUUUGUCUUUGGAAUUAUUUUAACUGUUGAGAGCUGAUUGUUUUUUUUUUUUUACUUUUUGGAGGGCAGACUUGUCAUCAGAUGAGGCAGAUACUUUUUUUUUUGUCCCAGUGAACACAGACUAGCAGUGCUAAAUUAAAACAUAAAAGGUCUAUCAAACUCACACAAUGCCUGAGGCUGUUUCAGCAAGCCUCCCCACAGCCGGUACAGUACCUCAUACUGAUGAUGAUGAUGAUUAUGAUGAUGAUGAUGAUGAUGAUGAUGAUAGCUUACCAGACCUGAUUCAAAUGCCCUGACCUCACCCACACAAAUGCAGUACGGUGCUUCUACUCGAACGCAUGACUCCUGUGGUGGUCUUCUUCACUGUAGUAGGGUAUGUCGUGGAGAAAACGGCUUUUCACAGUAGCACUGGAAAUCGUAGUUUGGUCAUGGUUUUGUUUGACUGUCAGAAGUAGCUUUUUUUUUUAGAACAGUUGUGAAGUUGAGGCUCUUUUCUUGCAUUGCAGAGGACUCUUCAGACCUCUGUCUCUCUUGUGUUUUUGGCUCUUUAUACAGUUAAGUGCAGGUUUCCCUCCAGCUGGUUCGGUUUCACUGUGGUGUUGUCGAGACAUCUGUAAGCCAACCGCAAUCUGAGGUUGAAACUUGUCCAGAUGAUAGUAACCUUUUUAAUUUUACUUCCAAGGAUUGGUGUUUCUAGGUUUUGUGGGGUGUUGCUAGACAUUAAUAUUCAGUACCAGAAAAACCACAAUUACACACAUCACUGAGGGUGUACUGUGUUGCUAGUCAUAUCACAUGGUGGUUGGAUAGUUUAGGCUUUUUUUUCCUCUUUCUUGUUUUCUGUUGAUCUGGUUUUCUCGUCAUUUACACUGAUUUAAUAAUGUAGUCUGGAGCAUUAGCUGGCAUUCUUUGCUUUAAUAUUCAUUCCUUUUAGAUCACUACCAAUAAUACUACAUGUUAAAUUGUGGUUGACAAAUAUCCGAGCUAGGAUUUUGAACAGAUUUGGGAAUCGGAAAGGCAAAAUAAAAGAAUCUGUGACAUGCAAAAGAAGGAGGUUUGACAAGAGUAUCCAGGUCUGAUUAAACAAAAGCUGAUCAAACUUGUUCUGCCUUUGGGACUGAACAGAAAAGAGGGCAUUCAACAACCAUCCAAAACAAAAUAAAUGGUUAUGGAUUAGCUGAGGAAGGAUUUAGUAAAGUCUGGUCAGAUGUAUGCAGAACCACAGCAGUGUUUUUUGUCCUGUCUUGUUAUUAAAUGAGAAAACACAAAGCAUUGCAUGAGACUGUUGUAGGCGAUCCAGUAUGUACUACACUUCAUAUAGCACUAGACUUUCAGUAGUGGUUUUACAUGGAUCCAUUUCUUAACUGCAUUUCACCAUUUGGGAGAUUCCUUUUGUUUCCUCAGUAGGUAAAAACCCUCAAGUCCUACAUUUCCCACGGGCCAAAAGGUCCCAAACACCUCAAGGUAAUCGGUGACUGUGCGCUGGACAGACUUUGAUCCAUUUUUAGUACAUCUCAUGGAUCCAUGCCUUUCUGGUAACAGCCAUGCUGUUGUUUUGAGUUGUGAGUGAACUGUAUUGCUGAGCAACCUGGAUCUGAGCAAUAAAGAAUAUUUGAAAAAAAUAAAA
This is a messenger RNA of Dicentrarchus labrax (European seabass), 7064 nucleotides long. It is a transcript of the gene igf2bp2a, whose product is annotated as insulin-like growth factor 2 mRNA binding protein 2a. The transcript has 16 exons. Gene Ontology annotation, cellular component: nucleus; cytosol; cytoplasm. Gene Ontology annotation, biological process: nervous system development; regulation of gene expression. Lineage: Eukaryota; Metazoa; Chordata; Actinopteri; Moronidae. The record is from RefSeq and is a predicted model, not a curated record. Gene Ontology annotation, molecular function: mRNA 3'-UTR binding. The coding region runs from base 419 to 2254 and encodes 611 amino acids.